This is a messenger RNA of Trichechus manatus latirostris (Florida manatee), 8965 nucleotides long. RefSeq names its product crystallin beta-gamma domain containing 3 (gene CRYBG3). The transcript has 19 exons. Gene Ontology annotation, biological process: visual perception; lens development in camera-type eye. Bases 150 to 8747 code for a protein of 2865 amino acids. Gene Ontology annotation, molecular function: structural constituent of eye lens. The record is from RefSeq and is a predicted model, not a curated record. NCBI's taxonomy places the organism in Eukaryota, Metazoa, Chordata, Mammalia, Sirenia, Trichechidae.
GUCUCCUGCCAGCGAUGCACUGAGCCGCGCCGGCGGCCGCGCCUGUUGCUCUUGCGCUCGCCGGCUCCCGCGGCGCCGGACUCCGGGCGCAAGGCACCGCCUCGCCGGUUUCUCGCAGACAGCCCUGGGCCGGCUGCCGCACCGGGGAGAUGUCCGGCGGCCGGAGGAGGAGCGGCGCUCCCUGGCACAGUCUCUCCCGGUUCUUCGCUCCUCGAAGCCCUUCCCGGGACAAGGAAGAGGAAGAGGUGGAGAGGCUGGGGACGAGCCAUAUGCCGGCUCCCGGCCGGGGCGCUGCCAGUGUUGAAAAUGAGCCCAUGAGCACAAGUCAGAAAAAUGAAAAUGUACAUUCAUCAGAAGCAGUAAAGAUUCCCCAAAGUGAAGACAGAAGGAGCAGUGCUGAGAAGCCAAUUACUCCUCCAACGCAGGAAGAUUCCAAAAAGCCAAAUGAUCUGUCCAGUUCUGCUUCAGACACCAAAAUAGGAGAAGGUGAUAGACAGCCCAAAGAAAGCUUUUUCCAGUUUCUUGGUAACCUAUUUAAUAUCUCAGGAAAAUCAUCUCUUGGUGAAACUAAACAGUCUUCUUUCAAAGAUGGUCAUGACAAAACUGAGAAAGAUUUAUCAAGUCUCAGUGACCGGCAUGAGGAAGGAAUCACAAGGGAGAAGGAGAUUUUCAGUGGCUUCUUUGGAGCUCAGGUGCUUCCAGUAGAGGAACAAAAUUCCACCUCACCUGAACUCUCAGAUGCCUUUUCUUUGAAUACAACACAAGACAGUGAGCAGGAAACCAAUGAUUUGCUAAAACAAGUUGAUGGUAAACCAGAGAGGCCUUCAGUAACACAUGCAACAUACCGGGGCCCCAGGCAAAUCAGGAAAUAUUUAAAGAAACAGAGAGCGCUAGAUACUGUGCAUCACUUGGAUGGAGAAAAUGAAAGUUCUGACUCCAGUACAAGCAUACACACUGGCCCUGGAAGUGAGAUUGCAGCUGGGAUAGCUCCAUCAUUGUCGUCGACGAGCAUAGACACAUCUGUGAAAGGACGUUUGCUUGGAGGUCUGUUAGAAGACUCUGGUGGUAGCAGAAUAAAUUUCAACACAGAAAGCCAUCAGACAAACAACCCAGAACUGCAAAAUAUUGCUUCUUCUAAGCAUGUUUUAAAUAAAAAUGAUCCUGGGGGACCUGAGGGAAGUAGGUCAUCCCCUUUUUCUCUGAGUAACUCCAAGUCUGCCACUGGAGAAAAUGACUCACAGCAGCAUUUAAGUUGUGUACCAGUUUCUCAGACUGACAGAAGUUUGGUAUGUUCAGCUUUGUUUACAGGAAGUAACAAUAGCAGAGUUUCUUGCAGUCCAGAUUUUCAGAGGAGAACAACAGAAAAUAGGGUAGAAGAAAACAGUUGCGUGAGGAGAGAUGGGACAUUGUUGCAAAGAGGAGAGCGCAUUGAGCCUCAGAGCCCUGCUACUUCUGAUUUCUCUUGUGUUAAAGCUGAUGGGAGUGACACUACCAAACAGGAAAGUACAAAUUCCCCAAGUCCAAAUAAAUCAAUUAGGCAUGAAGAUCUGCAGUUACCGGAGAGUAAGUAUUCUGACACACAACCCAUAGAUAACUCAUCAAAGCUGGCUGCCAAUCACACCAGCACCAUUGCUCUUGAGACACAUACUGUGACAGACACAGAAUGUGCACAUGAAGAAAACCUGUCUACUGCCCGAGACUCACAAAUAAAUUUAGCUGUUACAGAAAUCAGGCAAGAAACAGAAAGCACCUCAGCUGGUGAACCCACAACUUCAAGUAAUGCUCCAAAAAGUAGAAAUGAGUCAUUACUCAAAGACACUGACCAGUUGCUUGCAACAGAAACCAAAAAGCUUGAUUUUAGGCCAUGUGACAUAACUUCUCAAACUGUUAGAAUAAAUCAAAAGGACUCUGCCUCUUUAAAAUCUAUCAGUGUAUCAGCAGUUGUAGCAUGCUUAAAAGAUAAAAUAGCACCUGAACUAAAUUUUGAAAUUAAUAGAAAUCACAUUUCAGAAUCUCCUCUUGACCCUCAGAGUCCUCAACAAGCCACAGUAUCACUGGAUGCUAAAAAAUCUCUUACCCUAGACUGUAAAAAAGUGAAUUUCAAUACUUCACCUCCUACCUUUGUUUCUGGAGCUGGCAUGCUGAGCAAGUUGGAGAAUUCUGUUUUAAAGGAUGAGGGUUCUGUGCUCAUUGAAACUGGGGGCAUCAACACUGCUGGUAUUUCCUAUCAGUGUCAAGAAGAAAAUGUGGCAGAUCGUGUUGAAGCUGCAGACAGGAAAAGUCCUCCUUCUUCCCUCCACCUUGAGCAUGCACCUGCAGUUUUUGAAUCCAAGGCAGCUUUUCCCAAUUGUAAAGAACACCAGGUUCCACUGGGUCCUGAAAAAAGUGAUGCCCACUUAACUGGAGUGGACCGGUUGAGCUCUGAGUCUGGAAGGCUGUAUAAGGACCACAGUUCAGUUUCAUCUCAAGGGCCUCAUAAAGCAAAGCUAACUCCUUCAAACAGUAAAGCCAAUAACAGCACUAUAGAUAAGUCUGAUUCUCUUUCCUUGGAAACCAAAACUGAUAACAUUGCUAAAAUAUUAUCAAAAACUGAAGUUGAUGAUCAUAAUAGUGUUCCUGUUAAGUCAUGUUCUGGAAGAAGAAAAGCUAUAGCCCUACCCAAGAUUUCUGUUUCCCAAACAGAGCCCAGAAUUAUUUCUCAGGAUAAAAUUUCUUCUUCAUCUGAAGUUGCAGAUGUGCCAGCAAAGUCUGUUUUGUCAGAAUUGACUUCUUUAGACAAAAGUUUUCAAUCCAUGGGUCAAGAGAUUGAAGAGAAAUGUUCAGAUUUGGGCCAUAAAGAGAAUUGCCAAGGCGAAGUUUCUCCUUCUGCCUCCAAAUACCAAGGUAUACAGGAGCCAGAGGUAGAAGCUUUAGGUGAUCCUCCUGCUCUUCUUUUACUUCCUGUUCAUGACGAAAAAGUCACUAGGCAAAUGGCACAGAAUUAUGAAACUAACACUUGCUUGAUUUGUGAACCUUCAGAGAUUCAUGGCACCAAAAACGUUUCUGGGCUCUCAGAAAUGGCAGAACUCAGCUUAACUAAUAUUUUCCCAAAAUUCCAAGAAACCGACAGCACAAAAGUAAAUUCACCUUUUCUGGUUUCUGAUGUCAGUUUGGAAAAAAAUGCCUUUGCAUCUGAGGAGUCAAGCUUUCUUAAUGUUCCUUCUGUGCUGAGAUCAGAAGAGAAGGCCUCAUCUCACAGAAAGGAGGAGGAUGCUCAUUUUCUAAGGGGCUGUACUGAUAGCAUGUCUUCCUCUGGUAACUCUGAAGACGUUAACAUGGUUACAAGUUCACAUAAUCUAAAAGAUAAUACUAAUUCUGAAAAAGUUACCAUAGAUCUCACACAUGAAGGUGUCCCCUUAAGUAACCAGCUAUCCCUUAAUAGCUCUUAUUUGGAAUUUGAAACGCCUAACCCAACAGGGGCAGAAGUGACCCCACUUCGGGAACAUUUUGGGAUUCCUACUGGGAAGGUAUCUCUUGAUUUCCCAACUACUGCCCAGUUUGACAAUCCUAGGGAAGCAGAGGCUGAAGCAGUUGCUGGGGCUCCAGUGUCAGUUAACAGCUCAAGCCAGCAGUGUUCUGAAGCCUCUGCUGAGCACUUAGAAGCAAGGAGAAGAGCACAUGACCAACUUAUGGACCCCAAAAGUGGUUUACUUAAAAAGGCUGAUACAUUAAUUGAUGAAAUUUUUAACUCUGUCAGAGAAGAACUAAAAUCUAAACCCCCAGUUGGAAUCUACCAGGGACAUACAGCCACAGAUGGUAUAAUGAAUCCAGGUACCCUGAAAGAAGACAUCCCUGAGAAAAACCCAUCAGAAGAAGUGACGCCAACAGGGAUCCAGGUGACAGACCAUUUGGAAGAGCAGGGCGUGGAAAACAUGUCAGAAAACAAAGGGGAAGAAAAGGCUGGUGUUUUAACUACAGUUGGUGAGAAGAGUCUCCUUUUUGAUUCUGAUAGAAUGAAUGUGUCUUAUUUGUUAGAAGAUCAAGCUAGGGAAUUAGUCGAUGAGGUUAUUUUUUCAGCCCAAGAAAAUGUGACAGAUGAUGCUUUUAAAGAUACUGAAGAUACCUGGAAUUCUGAACUUCAGGCCAGUACUUCAAAAAUUCUGAACAGUGGUAGUGUUAAGCCACGUGAUAGAGUUAGGGAGUUCCUGGUAUCAGAGCAAGCAGUAAAUCAAAGCACACAUGAAAUUAAUGAAAGUAAAAUAUUAAGUAGAUUCUUCUCUGUAAGUAACUUGGUUAGUGACACAGAGUCAAGUAAAGGAAGAGAAAUUGUUCUCUACCAAAAAUCCCCAUUUCCUGGAAAUGGAGUGGGGUAUUCUGAUAAUAUAAAUUCACAGGAAUCAGAUACUGUUUUACUAUCCGAAGACAUGCCCCAUGAAGAGUUAGAUGAUGGGGUAAAAACACAUUUACUUCUCAAAGAGGGCUGUAAAGAGAAAAUUGAAAUGGAGUGUGUGGAUAAUCACAAAACUGGGACAGAAGACACAAGAACUCUUGUAUUAAACUUCAGAUGGCCUCCAUUUGUAAAUGACGAUAUCCAUAUACCUGGCACAUCCAAAAGCAGCUUGUCUGAUAGUUUAGUAUGUAUAUCUGAAAAAAAUUUACUAGGACACAGUAGUAAAAGCACACCCCUUGCACUGUCAGAAGUAGGAAAAGUACACAAGAAGGAUACUGAAGUAAAUAUAGGAAAAAUUGAGCUUAUACCUUCCAUGUUAGAAAUGGGGAAAGCAAACAAAAAGGAUGCUGAACUGAAUAUUAUGAAGUUUGAGGCAGCGCCUCCUAUGUUAGGAAUGGGAAAAGCACAUAAAAAAGAUGCUGAAUUGGAUAGCACAAAAACUGAGCCAAGAGCUGACAUUUUUAACAAGGGAGAAGUGUGCCAAAUGGAUGCUAAGAGGUAUAUUGAAAAAAAUGAGGUAUUACCUGUCAUCUUAGGGAUGGAAAAAGCUUAUAAGAUGGGGGAUACUGAAGGGGAUAUUGGCAAAACUGAGACAAUGCCUGUUAUGUCUGAGGUGAAAAAUACCUACCAAAAAGAUGCUGAGGAGAUUACUGGGAAAACUGAAGUGAUACCUGUCGCAUCGGAAAUGGAAAAUAUUUGCCAAAAGGAUGCUGAAGGGGACAUUGCAAAAACUGAGAUGACACCUAUUCCAUUAGAAAUGGAAAUUAUUUACCAAAAACAUGCUGAAGGGGACAUUGGCAAGACUGAAGUGACACCUAUUACGUCAGAAGUGAGAAAUAUCUACCAAAAAGAUGCUGAGAGGAUUACAGAAAAUACUGAAGUGAUACCUGUUACAUUAGAAAUGGAACAUAUUUGCCCAAAGGAUGCCGAAGGGGAUACUGACAAGACCAAAGUGGCACCUGUUAUGUCAAAAGUGGAAAAUACCUACCAAAAAGAGUCUGAGAGGAUUACUGAAAACAUGGAAGUGAUACCUGUUACAUUAGAAAUGGAAACUAUUUGCCCAGAGGAUGCUGAAGGAGAUACUGGCAAAACUGAGGUGACCCCUGUUGUGUUAGAAGUGGAAAAUACCUACCAAAAGGAUGCUGAAGAAGUUAUUAGAAAUACUGAAAUGUUACCUCUUGUGUUAAAUGUGAAAGAAGCACACAAGGCAGCAUCUGCCUCUGCCUCUUCAGAAAUGGAAAAAGCAUACAAGAGGGAUACUGAAAAGACUAUUGGGACAAUUGUGUCCAUGCUCCCUGCCAUAGAAAUGGAAAGAACAUCCACAGAAGAUUCUGAUGGGAAUAGUGGGAAACAAGAAGCAUUAUCUACUAUGUUAAACAUUGAGAAUACUUACGGAGCAGGUCUGGAAUUGACCAUUACACAAGCAGAGGCCAUGCCUCCUUCCGAAUUUGAAGCCGAAAAAGUACCCCAAGUCUAUGCUGAAGUGAUUGUUGGAAAAAUGGAGGAAGAGCCACCUGGAAUAAAGGAAAGCUUGAUAGCCUGUGACAGUAGAUUUACAUCACAUUUCAGGGGCUAUGAAUCACCUACAUUAAGUAAGGAUUAUGAAGGCUACCCAGCCUUAGCAAUACCUGAUUUUCAACCUGAGGAUACCAUAGCAAGUCUAGACAAAAGAAUGUCUGUUACUGCAGUAUGUAACAAAAAGAGAGAUCUAGACUAUAGCAAUGAAAAAGAAGACUCAGACUUAGCCUUUGUUUCUCACGAUGAACAAGAAAAUCCAUCUUUUACUAUAUUAUAUGAAGAGCCCCUUCAAGAUGAGGACAAGUAUGCUUCUGCAGAAGUGAGAAGAACACGUUGUCUCUUGUUUCCUGAUACGUCCACUGACAGCAUGCCUGUUGUGGCAUGUGAAAGGUCUGAGAGUAGAACUGACCUUGUCCAUCAUUUUGAAAAGGACACUAAGUUAGGUGAGAUGUUUGAUAGUGAUAAUUCAGAAAUGUUCUUAUCAGUGGAGGCCAAAAGGUACAAAAUUUACCCAUUAGCUUUGUCUCCCAUCUAUGAGGAUGACAGCUCUCAGGAGGACAUUCUAUCCAGUGAGGUCUCACCUGGUCACCAUGGCUCCACAAAAUCAAGAGAGAGUACAAACCAGCCCUCUUCUGUUUUAUCACUUCUCCAGUCAGUGUCAGAGCGUUUAAAGAUGAACAUUGAUGAAGAUGGACAGGAGGCAGGGGAGGAAGGAGAAGAGGAGGAGGAAGAGGAAGAACUAGUGCAUAGAGGAAGUCUGAGAUCUCGAAGGAGAGAACACAUGAGCUUCCAGUUGCCAGAUUCUCCGAUUGCAUUUUACUCUGAGGAUGACCAGGAAACGACUGGACUUUCUAAGCAUUCAUAUGCAAUGUCAAAUGAACCUACUACCUCCAAUCUGCAAAUUGGUCUGUGGCCAGAAAAGACCUCAUUUCUACAAAAAUCAGACCUUACUUCUAAACUACAUUCUUCUUUGAAGAGUGCAUAUCAUCAGUAUUUGCAGGCUUCCAAAACCCAUUCCUCAGAAAAAGGAGCCAGAUUUGGUGGAAUUUUUCAGGAACCAGUAUCAAAGAGUUUCCAUGUUCAAGACAACUCAGCCAGAUUAAGUUUAUUCACAGAGAAUAUUGACAAGCAAACUCUGAGGUGUAUCCCAAGACCUGGGAAGAUGGUUAUCUAUGAUCUCCAUGGGAGUAAAUAUAAACAAGAAAUCUACAGUAAUAUUCCCGAUGCUACAUCAUGGUCCUUUCCAAAUGGGGUACUGAUAAAAGUUGUAAGGGGCUGCUGGAUUUUAUACGAGAAGCCACAUUUCCAAGGUCAUAAAUGUGUGUUAGAAGAAGGCGAAAAGGUGUUAAAUCGUGACUGGAUUCUUCAGAACAGAAAACAUCCACAAAGAAACUUUGUAUUGGGUUCUAUCAAACGUGUCUUGAAGGACUGCAGCAUUCCAGAGAUAGAGCUUUGUUCCCAGUCUGACCCAGCAUGUUGUCCUGUCUACAUACAGCGAGCAGUCCCCAAUUUGGAAGAACUGAAUAUCCCCAAAUCUGUGUCCUUCACUGUGAAGUCAGGAGUUUGGCUUGCCUACCCAGAUAUUAAUUUUAAGGGGCAAGCUACAGUUUUAGAGGAAGACUGUGGCCUCUUUGAAAUUUCUGCAACUGAAAUGAAAUCAUUACAUCCACUUCAAAUGGGUGGACUGAAAGUGGAAAUGCCUAUGAACCUAAAGGUUAUUAUUUAUGAAAAACCUCACUUCUUUGGACAGGCCAAAGAUUUUAGUGAACAUAUAGAUUCUAUUCCUAAUUUUUUAAAAAACGACAGGGAUUUUCAUGGAAUUGGAUCAAUUCGUGUCAUCGGUGGCGUGUGGGUUGCCUAUGAAAAAGAACAUUUUAAAGGCCAGCAAUUCCUGCUUGAAGAAGGAGACUUUGAAGACAGCAAUGCCUGCGGGGCACUAAGUGGUCCCAUCUUAUCUUUCCGGUACUUACAAGCUAAUUUUAUAGAAUCUUCCAUCAUGCUGUUUGAAUCUGACCUAGAGAGUGGGAAGUUCAUUGACAUUACAAAUCAGGAAAUUUCUGAUUUGGAAGAAAUUGGGUUUGGGAGUGAAACAAGAUCCAUUCACGUUAAAAGUGGAGUAUGGGUUGCCUACCAGCAGAAAUUCUUCUGUGGAGAACAAUACAUUUUAGAAAAAGGGAAAUAUAAAUGCUUUUUUGACUGGGGAGGAUCAAAUAAUACAAUCAUGUCAAUACGACCUAUCCGACUGGAACCACUUGGGAUAAAUGAGCCUCCACAUUUGCUGAAAGCAUUCAGUAAACCAGGAUUCCAAGGUGAAUGUGUAGAUUUUACAAAAGAAAUUUCUGAUUUGACUUCAUUCACACCAUGUUCUUUUAAAGUUCUUCGGGGUUGCUGGCUCCUGUAUUACCAAGGGGACAUUUCUGAUAAUCAUUGUGUGUUAGAAGAAGGCCUCUAUGCUGACCUAACUUCCUGUGGUUGUCCAACAUCUGAAGUCAAAUCCCUCAAACCCAUUGACUAUGCUUUUGAAGAACCUUCCAUCAGCCUUUUUGCUCUGGAACAUUGUGAGGGAAGAGAGCUACAUCUGGAAGAGGCUGUGAACUCUGUUCUGAAUAAGGACCUGCACUUCUACACCCAGUCCGUGUGGGUGAAAAGUGGACUGUGGAUAGCUUAUGAAGGAUCCAAUUUCUUAGGAAGACAAAUCCUUCUGGAGCCUAGUGAGAUUCCAAAUUGGACAGCAUUCAGUGGAUGGAAAACAAUCGGUUCCCUCCGUCCUAUGAAGCAGGUAAGGAGAAAAGAACCGUAAGAUCGAAUUUUCUGGUAGAAAUAUCAUAAACCACAGCAUCUGAAAUAUUGACCCUCUAAUUUAGUUUGUCAUAUAUGAAGCAGGUGCGGGGUAGGGGGAGUAGGAUGGGAAAUCUUACAGCUUUGAACAAACAUAAAAAAUUGUAUGUAAGGCCAGCAUUGGAUUUUAGGUUUGAGUCCAAAGUCUUACUAACUUUGCAUGGAAAAAUAAGAUAUUGU